This is a messenger RNA of Penicillium riverlandense, 3015 nucleotides long. Its product is annotated as ankyrin repeat domain-containing protein. Lineage: Eukaryota; Fungi; Ascomycota; Eurotiomycetes; Eurotiales; Aspergillaceae. Gene Ontology annotation, molecular function: protein binding. The record is from RefSeq and is a predicted model, not a curated record. Bases 1 to 3015 code for a protein of 1004 amino acids. The transcript has a single exon.
AUGACUCAACUAAUCUCUGACAGCCAUUCAGCUACCGAGCAGGUGAAACUGCUUAGAAAAGCGACUAAUCGUCAGAUCAUUCGUAAGAUCCACGAUGAUACCGUCACGCUUCGGUCGACUCGCGCUAGCCAGAUAUCACGGACGUCGAGUACUGUUCCCAGCAGCAGACCAUCAGUGCAAGACCAAAUGUUUGAUUUUGAACCGACUUUAGCAGCAUCAAUGGUCUACCGCCGACCUAAGCAGCCCCAGCAUGUUCGGGCUAUCUCAACGCCAGAGAGCCACUCGACUACGGGCGGCCACAGUCCAUUUACCGACCAGGGCUAUGAUAGCAGUCGGACGGGGACACUUGAAAUGAAUUCACCAUCAGCUUCUUGGGAAAAGGUCUCUGCGCAACAACAGGGUUAUGCCACCUUGCCAAGUACUCCGUCCGGGCUGGUACAUCCAUGGCAGCAGACGAGGAGUGCAUCGUUUAAGCAAGCCUCCGCUCGACCUACCCCGAAUUCAAUGAGACGAUCAGAGUCGGACUCUAAAGCCUCCCGUGGGACCAUGAGAUCCUUAGGGUCGCGAAACAAUGGAAGGUUAUCAUCGUUGAUUGAGCGCGUGAAUCCGCGUAGCCGUCAGAAUCUCUUCUCGCUGUCAACAAGAAGCUCAGCAAAUCUUUCUAUGAAUCCAACUUUGAGCCGACGAAGGCGCCCCCGAGAACCGAACUUCAAUACUAGCAUCGACCUCACCGCGGCGGAUAGCGCGUCUAUACCGCCGAUUAUCAAAGCAGCUCAAGCUGGUUCGCGUGAUGAAGUGGAACGACUAAUCGACCGCGGCUGCGACAUCGAGGCUCGUCACUGGCAAUCCAGGCGCAAUGCUCUUCUAGUUGCUUCGCACUGUGGGAAAGAAGAGAUAGUUGAUCUACUGGUCCAGCACAACGCUCGACUCGACGUGACAGACGGCUCUAACUGGACGGCACUCCAUUUAGCAGCCUCACGUGGACAUUGCGGCGUGCUUGAAGUAAUCCUGGCUGAUAGUGAUAUUCUUGAGGCCACAAACAUCAAAAACCAGACUGGACUUUGGGUUGCUGCGGAUCGUGGGCAGUUGAACGCCCUCCAAAUGUUGAUAAACUGGGGUGCCGAGAUCAAUGCCCGCGCAGAGAAUCAUAUGACUGCUCUGCAUGCGGCGGCGAAACGUGGCGACGACGAGGUGGUGCAGAUUCUCCUCUCGCAUGGAGCGGAUAUGGAAGCUAUGGAUGGCUCAAUGAUGACGGCAUUGCAUUAUACAUGCCUGGGCGGGCACCUAGAAGCAAUGGAGAUUGUCUUACAUCACCGAGCCAAUAUGGAAGCACCAGGUCGAAAUCGCAAGACUCCUCUGAUCUGCGCGGCCGAGGCUGGCCGUCUUAGGGCUGUCGAACGUCUUCUCCAAAAAAAGGCUUCCCUCGACAGCAUCGAUGAUACUGGCAUGACGGCUCUCCACUGGGCUGCGUACAAUGGACACGAGCAAAUUAUCAGACUUUUGAGUGACAGGAGGAAGUCCUUGGGAACUGUGAAUAGUAUGGGACGAACAGCUCUACAUUUGGCAGUUAUGCAGUCUCAAUUCGCGGUGGUAGAGUUACUCCUACGCCGCGGUGUUACACCCGGCCAACAAUGUAGGACUGGUCUCACGGCUCUGCAUUAUGCUUGUCUAGCAGAUAAUCCUGAGAUCGCGAAUCUGCUGCUUGUGACUGGUUCCAACAUCGAGGCCGAGGAUCAGUUCCAGCAAAGACCAAUACACCUCGCCGCCGCACGAGGCUCGGUGCGUCUUCUCGAUCUCCUAUGUGACAAGGGCGCAUCACUUGAUGCCCGGGACGGCGUCGGAGACCGACCCCUUGGCGUUGCAUGUCGGUAUGGACAAGUCGCUGCUGUACAGAGACUGCUCGAUCGAGGAUCUCCGCUAUGCGUGAAGGUUGGAACCAGCUUCCGAGAAGACUCGCCGCUUAGUCUGGCUGCCAUGGGCGGUCACUUGCAUGUAGUGUCGCUGCUGCUUGACCGGGGAGCGUCGACUAUCCGGAAAGACAAGGAUGGAUGGCAGCCAUUUCGAUACGCAGCGUAUCACGGCCACCCAGAAGUUCUACGGCUGCUUCUCUCGUGCAGCCACAUUCCGGAUCUUGAUAUUCCCGAUCUGCUUCUCAUGCCAGAGGCAAUCGGGUUCUCCGCACAGUCUGAGAUCACCGAUGAGAGAAAGCGGCAAGUUGACCAGUUGCUUAGACAAGCCUUGGAAAAUCCCGACGCUCUCAAGAAUGCUGUUCCCAGCUACCUUCGUGGCGGGGAUCAACGGGGUUCUUAUGAGAGAAAGUUCCCUCCUCCAGCUCAGAUGUCUCGUGGAAUCCCUCAUUCUGGAGAUCCUCAAGAACUUCCCGGUAAUUUGGAACAGGGGCUACCCAGUAGUCGGUCUGCGACACCAGAUGGCAUGCGUCGAUAUGCUCAAGAAUUCACCCUGCCGCCGGGUACUGGUGUUCGUGAUCUGAGGCAGCCGGAUCAGCCCGAUCUGCCGGCCCAUCUAGUGGCACUGCUGCGAGAAUCUCAAGACAGAUCAUCCCUGCCACAACUUGAACAACAAAUAGCAGAAGAACCUCAGCAGCAUGAAUAUAAUAUUCCUGGGACAUCGGCAACAUUUAUUCCUCGGCCUAUACCAGUACGAUGGCCGUCACCAUCCACCCAGGCUCCUUCUGAUGGGUAUAGGGCGGGCAUUUCUAUUCCUAUUGUUCCUUCCCCCGUCUCAGUGUUGGAGCAACAGGGUGAUGCAGCAUACAUUCCCCGAACGAUACCUUCCACGCAGGAGUUAAUUCUUCCCAGAUCUCAAUCUGGGUCAGUGCCUUCUAAAAAAGCCAGCCAUGACAAAGACCCUGAUUCUGGAUCUGACUCGGAGUCUAUUUCUUCCGUUUAUACUGCAUCCGAGGGCCGGGCUGAGCCAGACACAGAUGUGAAUGUGGGUACGGGUAGUCAUGGAGUUCGCGAAGGUGUCCAUGAGCUGGCUAUCCCCACCUUGUAA